This is a messenger RNA of Acaulospora morrowiae, 1059 nucleotides long. Lineage: Eukaryota; Fungi; Glomeromycota; Glomeromycetes; Diversisporales; Acaulosporaceae. The record is from the annotation of a GenBank genome assembly.
CUAAGACAAAAAUACAUGGCUAAUGUACAUAUAUUACGAGAUAUCAACUCACCAAAAGGAUAUCGACUUGGGAGUACUAGGGAAUUGGAACUUGAAGAAGCUUUACAUGAUAGUUGUAUAACCAAUUCUGAACUUAUUGAGGAUUUUAAAAAUUACCAGAAGGUAUAUUCAGAAUUUAGUAAAAAUAUUAAACAGGAUAAAGCGCAAUUACAACUUGAUCUAAAUCAAACCAAUAAAGAUAAAGAGAAACUUUUUAAGCAUAGUUGUCAACUUUUUAAUAAAGUUAAACGACUGAGAGUGGACAAUACUAACCUUACAUCCCAGAUUACCCGAUCACAGAUUUCCACUCUUUCAGGAUCGUCUAUAGAUAAUAAAUCAGGAUUUUCGGAUUUACACGAGUUAAAGUAUGGUCUAAGUGCGGUUGAAGUGUGGUUGUGGGAAAUAUACUUAUGUGUCAUAGACACUAGCUCCGCUAUAAAACAAAGCAAAAAAAAUCUAUCGAACCUAAACAUCGAAAAAUGGUUGAAUGGACAGAUGCUCAAAUCCGUAUACUUAUCGAUGAGCGUAGAAACAGAAAUGAUGAAUAUCAUAAUCUUGGAAGGAAUCGAAUCAGAUUUUGGGAUAGCAUUGCAAUCAGAAUUAAUCAAGAGCUUAAUACAAGCUUUAACGGGUACCAAUUUAAUGUGUGAUUAUAUGGCAGGGAAUCGAAGGGCACGAAGAAGUCGAACGGGAGCGCAAUAUUUUGAUGAAUUCCGCACACAUUUUUGGGAGAGACCUGAAGAUGAUUUCGAUAGAAUCCGCAACAUUAAUAGUUCUAAUCGUAGACAACGUAGAAUUGGGGGGAAUAAUACACCCGCACCAACUACUGGAGAAGUUGAAUGGGAAUUAAGCAAUAGAUCUUCUGUUGGACGAGUAAACCGUAGCUCUUCUGUUAUUAGUAGAAGGAGUCGAAGACAAUUACCCUAUCCAUCUUCAACCUAUGAUAAUAACACUAAUAUAAACAAUCCUGAGCAAAAUAUUAACGUUCGCCCACCUCCGAUUGAAACAUUGUCUCCUUAA